ACACUUACCGGAGGGGCGGGGCGCAUGCGUCAUCCGCGCCGGAGAUUGACGUAGGGGGCGGGGCUCGCCGGAGCGUCCGGGAGAGGCGGACUGGGGGGCGGCGGGCGGCCGGGCUAUGGACCGCUACGCGGGCGCCGGGGACGAGGCUGCGGACCGGGCCCGGCAGCAGGAGCGGCACUACCAGCUGCUGUCAGCGCUGCAGAGCCUGGUCAAGGAACUGCCCAGCUCCUUUCAGCAGCGCCUGUCCUACACCACGCUCAGCGACUUGGCCCUGGCACUGCUCGAUGGCACUGUGUUCGAGAUCGUGCAGGGGCUUCUGGAGAUCCAGCACCUCACCGAGAAGAGCCUGUAUAACCAGCGACUGCGGCUGCAGAACGAACACCGAGUGCUCAGGCAGGCUCUGAGGCAGAAGCAUCUGGAAGCCCAGCAGACCUGCCGGCCCCACAACUUGCCAGUUCUCCAGACAGCUCAGCAGUGCGAGCUGGAGCAGGAGCCACCCUCACUCAAGACAUGGCAGGCCAUGGAGCAUCGAAUCCGGGAGGAGCAGCAGGCCAUGGACCGCAAGAUUGUCCUGGAACUGGACCGGAAGGUUGCUGACCAGCAGAGCACACUGGAGAAGGCAGGGGUAGCUGGUUUCUACGUGACCACGAAUCCUCAGGAGCUGACGCUGCAGAUGAACCUGUUGGAACUCAUCAGGAAGCUGCAGCAGAGGGACUGCCAGGUGGGGAAGGCAGCCCUGUGACCAGGAGGGCCCUGCUGUCCUCCACUGCCU
Molecule: messenger RNA, 772 nt
Organism: Peromyscus eremicus (cactus mouse)
Lineage: Eukaryota; Metazoa; Chordata; Mammalia; Rodentia; Cricetidae
Product: protein DGCR6-like
Exons: 5
Coding region: 116-742 (208 amino acids)
Source: RefSeq, a predicted model, not a curated record